Messenger RNA from Eutrema salsugineum, 768 nucleotides. RefSeq names its product E3 ubiquitin-protein ligase RING1-like. NCBI's taxonomy places the organism in Eukaryota, Viridiplantae, Streptophyta, Magnoliopsida, Brassicales, Brassicaceae. The coding region runs from base 1 to 768 and encodes 255 amino acids. The transcript is spliced from 2 exons. The record is from RefSeq and is a predicted model, not a curated record.
AUGGAAGCUAUUCCCGAGAUUACGUACCUAAUGGAACACAAUCCUGAACUUCAAGAAACUGGCGAGAUGGUAAUCCACACAACAUUCAACGGUUUGGUCGACAUGGACCCGACAGUAACCCAGUCGAGAUUCUCAUGUUCGUUACCUGCCACAGAAUUCAUCGAAGACGAGGCAUCUCCUAAAACAAAAGAACUCUACAACUUCUUGACAGAAGAACUGAGAGUCGAUGAAUUUGAUGCUAUCACGCUACUGCAAAAACUCAUUCAACUUGCAAUCAGUUUAACUUCCUCGGUUGAAUUUUGUGCACAUUACGCUUUGACAAUGUGGUUGACCCUUAACGUAGUUCCUUUAAAUCAAGGAUCAGACCUCGAUGACUCUCCAUUCGAAGAGGUGAUUCGAGCUUCAUUAGAUGAUUAUGAGAGGAAUAUCGGGUUUAAACCCGCAAGCAAGUUAGGAUUAGGGUCCUUGAGUACGAGAAUAUACAAGCGAAGACCAAAGACCAUCUUAGUUUCCGACAGGAAGACAAAACGAAAGAUCAUCUUAACUAAACGAAAGACCAGCUCAAUGUCUAACCAUUGCACAAUUUGUUUAGAGGAGUUUAAAGAGGGGCAAGAAGUCGGGACUUUACCUUGUGGUCACGAGUUUGACAAUAAGUGUAUUGAGAAGUGGCUUAAGGUUGGCCAUACUUGCCCAUUGUGUCGGUAUGAGUUACCAUGUGAAGAUGAUGAUGAAUAUUCUCAUGCAAACCAUGGUGUUCUAGCUAACUAA